Molecule: messenger RNA, 11225 nt
Organism: Oncorhynchus nerka (sockeye salmon)
Lineage: Eukaryota; Metazoa; Chordata; Actinopteri; Salmoniformes; Salmonidae
Product: G-protein coupled receptor family C group 6 member A-like
Exons: 11
Coding region: 760-3132 (790 amino acids)
Biological process (GO): G protein-coupled receptor signaling pathway
Cellular component (GO): plasma membrane
Molecular function (GO): G protein-coupled receptor activity
Source: RefSeq, a predicted model, not a curated record
ACCAUGGCUGCAAUUGUUUAACGCUAGAACAGCUGCCGAUGUCUUUGGAACAUAUUUAAAAUGUUAAUGUCAUUACAAUUUUAAAGUCAUGUCCACCUCCGUCCUUGACAUUUUUCUAAAUAAGUCUAUCGGUGGCAUCCACAGUUUCACAGUCCCCCCAGAAGGACUGAGCGACCACUGGCCCAUCAUAAUUAUAGAUGUAGCCUAAAUUGACAAGUCUGAUGGGUGACAAUAUUGUAAAUUGUCUCGUGAUAGGAAGAGACUGAUGAACAGCACAGCGUGUGUAAUUGACAAAGAAGGGAACGGAGUUUACCAUAAAGCUACUCUUUAAAAUCAUCCUACAGAUGUUCACGCAGGGCACCACCCGGCCUCCCACCUGGGCGAACCAGCCGAGACAUGGGCGCUGGGCCAGCCGGUUGGGGCGUGGAAGCCCGACGAACCAGCAGGAGCGUAAGAGCCUGGCGAGUUGGCUGAGGCAUGGGAGCCUGACGAUCCCGCUGCAGAGAGGAUGCCGCGGAGCCGACCGAGGAAAGUAAACCUCUCGGGCCAGCCAGGGCGUGGAUGCCCGACGGGCUGGCUUAGGUACCCCCGGUUCCAUCCGUGGCGGAAUCCACCCCGACGUCACCAACAAAACAAAACAAAAAAACUCCUGGACCGGCUGGGCGAACAAAAACUGGCGAUCUGGCUGAGACGAAGCAGGUGAAAACUAAUGGGUCCACGAUUCCUCCGCAAAAGACGUGCAUUGAUUACGACGUGCAGAUGUUCCUCCGAUCGCAAGUGAUGAUUUAUGCCAUCCAAGAGAUAAACAGGUCUCAGAUGUUGCCCAAUGUGAGUGUCGGAUACGAAAUAUACGACACCUGUGGGGAUGUAACAAAUGCCAUCAGAGCAACACUGAGCAUGAUGGAGGACAUCCAGGGGCAGGGGGUGAAGCCUAAUGUAACCACACCACAUGUUAAAGUGGUAAUUGGGGAGAGGUAUUCUGAGAAGUCAAUAGCUGUUGCCCGUCUACUAGCUCUACCUUUAGUGGCUCAGAUCAGUUAUUCAUCAACAAGUGAGUUGCUCAGUAGGAAGUGCAAGUUCCCCUCGUUUCUGCGAACGGUAUCCAGUGAUGAGCAUCAGACCAUUGCGAUCGCUGAGUUGGUGAAGCAUCUCACCUGGGAGAGCGUGGGAGUGAUAGGCAGUGACGAUGAGUUCGGCAAGUAUGGCGCCGAGAGGCUGAUCGAUCACUUCAAUGACAGGAAACUGUGUGUGGACUUCAAGGAGAUCCUAUCAGCAAACUUUUUACUCAACGAGACCAGAACGCAAACAGAAUUGGCCAUGCUCAUGUCAAAGAUUCGCAAUUCGUCUGCCGAGGCCAUUGUCAUUUUCACAGCUGAAUUGAAUGUUAGGAUCAUCCUCAAAGAGGUCCUUAGAAUGGGGAUCAGCAGAAUUUGGAUCGCAAGUGACACUUGGGCCACCAACAAGGAGUUUUCUGAAAUGCUCGAUAUUCAAAAGGUUGGGAGGGUAUUUGGAUUAAUUCCAAAGAGAAACAAAGUGCCGGGUUUUCAUGAGUACGUCCGUGACUCUAUGUUCCAAAGUAAAGCCCAUAACAGCUUUAUCCAUGAAUUUAUGUGUCAUUAUCCUCCAUGUCCCGAUUCCUUGGUAGAUGAAAGUGUGCUGAACUGUGCAUUACCCGACACCAAAUCCCAGUCAGAGAGUGGUGGAAGGACAUGCCUGGACAGAAGGUGCUUAUUGAAAUACAUUGACGAGGAUGAGUCUUAUUACAUCUAUCUAGCGGUCAAAGUCAUUGCUCAGGGGCUGAGAAGCCUGCUGAACUGCGACAAUGUAAGGUGUAAACGAAAUGCCAGUUUUGCUGUUUGGGAGCUUCUAGAGGAACUCAAGCGGGUUAACUUCAUAGUGGACAAUACCACACACAUAGCUUUCAAUGAAGAUGGUGACCCUACUACAGGAUAUGACAUCGUAGAGUGGAAUAUGUCGGUUUCAGAAAAUCGGAUAAUAACCGUUGGAGAGUAUAGGCCUGAUGAACCCAUCCGCAUCAGAGAGCAUCUCAUCAGAGAGUUCGAAAAUGUUACAGUGACUUUUGCCAACUGCUGUAAGACAUGUAAUCCGGGAUACGAGUUAAUUUCAAAGAUAAACUCAUGCUGCAAGGAGUGUUCUCUUUGCAGUCGUGGAUACAUUUCUACCGGAGGUGGUAAGAAGUGCGUGGCCUGUCAUCCACAAAGGGAGUACACAUCCUCAGACAUGGACAGAUGUUUGAUGAAAACCAUUGAGUACCUGGGGUGGACUGACGCUUUCACCACUGUUCUGGUCUCAUUUGAUGUCUUGGGGAUUGUUGUCAGCCUUCUGGUGGCCAUUUUGUUUGCUGUGGAUCGUAGAACACCCAUAGUGAAAUCCACUGGAGGCUACCUCAGCUUCCUGGAGCUGCUGUCCCUGCUGGCCUGCUUCUGCUGUAUCAGUAUGUUCCUGGGGGAGCCAACAAAGACCACCUGCAUGGCGGGUCUCCCACUCUUUGGCAUGGCCUUCACUGUCUGCGUCUCCUGCAUCCUGGCCAACCUGCUCCAGAUCUUUGUGGCCUUCACUUUCAAUCUGAGGGUUACAGUCGGCGACACACUGAAGCGCCUCAACCGACCCAUCGCCGUGGUAACGUGCUGCUCGGCGGUCCAGGUGGCCGUGUGCGUGCUGUGGCUGACCUACGCCCCACCGUUCAUUGUCGAAAGCAGCAGGUUCGACGAGGCCACCAUCCUUCUGGAGUGCAACAAAGGUUCCAAGAUGCUCUUUGGCGCCAUGUUGACUUACAUUGCCCUGCUGGCAGUGGUCUGCUUCCUGUUUGCUUUCAAAGGGAAGCAGUUGCCAGAUUUGUAUAAGAACGCCAGUUUUGUCUCCAUCAGCAUGAUGAUUUUCCUGGUGGUUUGGAUCGUCUUCAUCCCUGUCUACAUCAACAUGUCGGGGAAGUACCAGCAGGCCAUCGAGGCGGCGGCCAUCUUGGUGUCCAAUUACAGCGUACUCUGUUGUCACUUUGCUCCCAAGUGCUACAUCAUGCUCUUCAGGAAAGAGCUCAACAACGAGAAUGCCAUCACAAAUUACAUCCGGAAACACUAUGAAAAGAAGGGCAUGGCUGUUGUCAGCAAAUAGUUUGUUGAUAGUAGCGAUACGAGGUAUUUGAGGCAGAAAUGUACAUGAAGGUAGGGUAAAUUGACUAGGCAUCAGGAUAGAUAAUAAUGAGGUAUUUGAGGUAGAUACGUACAUGAAGGCAGGGUAAAUUGACUAGACAUCAGGAUAGAUAAUAAUAAGGUAUUAGAGGUAGAUACGUACAUGAAGGUAGGGUAAAUUGACUAGGCAUCAGGAUAGAUAAUAAUAAGGUAUUUGAGGUAGAUAUGCACAUGAAGGUAGGGUAAAGUGACUAGGCAUCAGGAAAGAUAAUAAUGAGGUAUUUGAGGUAGAUAUGUACAUGAAGGUAGGGUAAAUUGACUAGGCAUCAGGAUAGAUAAUAAUGAGGUAUUUGAGGUAGAUACGUACAUGAAGGCAGGGUAAAUUGACUAGGCAUCAGGAUAGAUAAUAAUAAGGUAUUUGAGGUAGAUAUGCACAUGAAGGUAGGGUAAAGUGACUAGGCAUCAGGAAAGAUAAUAAUGAGGUAUUUGAGGUAGAUAUGUACAUGAAGGCAGGGUAAAGUGACGAAGCAUAAGGAUAGAUAAUAAUAAUAAGAGCCUCUACAGGUGGACAAUCUGAAAUUUUUCAAAGUGUGACCCAUGAUAAGACUGUCAAGCACCAGUGAUACUUAUUGGAAGCAUGGAACUUGGCAUAAACCAUUGCAUUAUGGGAACAUGAACCCAAGCAUUAGAGGAAUCAUUUUUCUCCAGAAUACAGUACAUUAUGUCCCCCUAGCUAUGCUAUACAGUAAUGCUAUACUGAUUAGUAGUUGUUUAUCAUUUAUUUAAAAUCAAAUCAAAGUUUAUUUGUCACGUGUGCCGAAUACAACAGGUGUAGUAGACCUUAUAGUGAAAUGCUUACUUACAGGCUCUAACGAAUAGUGCAAAAAAGGUAUUAGGUGAACAAUCGGUAAGUAAAGAAAUAAAAACAACAGUAAAAAGACAGUGAAAUACAGUAGCGAGGCUAUAAAAGUAGAGAGGCUAUAUACAGACACCAGUUAGUCAGGCUGAUUGAGGUAGUAUGUACAUGUAGAUAUGGUUAAAGUUGCCAUGCAGUAGUAGAGAGAACAGUCUAUGACUGGGGUGGCUGGGGUCUUUGACAAUUUUUAGGGCCUUCCUCUGACACCGCCUGGUGUAGAGGUCCUGGAUGGCAGGCAGCUUAGCCCCAGUGAUGUACUGGGCCAUACACACUACCCUCUGUAGUGCCUUGCAGUCGGAAGGCCGAGCAAUUGCCGUACCAGGCAGUGAUGCAACCAGUCAGGAUGCUCUCAAUGUUGCAGCUGUAGAACUUUUUGAGGAUAUCAGGACCCAUGCCAAAUCUUUUUAGUUUCCUGAGGGGGAAUAGGCUUUGUCGUGCCCUCUUCACGACUGUCUUGGUGUGUUUGGAUCAUUCUAGUUUGUUGGUGAUGUGGACACCAAGGAAUUUGACGCUCUCAACCUGCUCCACUACAGCCACGUCGAUGAGAAUUGGGGCUUACUCGGUCCUCCUUUUCCUGUAGUCCACAAUCAUCUCCUUAGUCUUGGUUACGUUGAGGGAUAGGUUGUUAUUCUGGAACUACCCGGCCAGGUCUCUGACCUCCCUAUAGGCUGUCUCAUCGUUGUCGGUGAUCAGGCCACUGUUGUGUCAUCUGCAAACGAAGUCAUGGUGUUGGAGUCGUGCCUGGCCAUGCAGUCCUGGGUGAACAGGGAGUACAAGAGGGGACUGAGCACGCACCCCUGGGGGCUCCAGUGUUGAGGAUCAGCAUGGCAGAUCUGUUGCUACCUACCCUCCCCACCUGUGAGGCGGCCCGUCAGAAAGUCCAGGAUACAGUUGCAGAGGGAGGUGUUUAGUCCCAGGUUCCUUAGCUUAGUGAUGAGCUUCGAGGGUACUAUGGUGCUGAACGCUGAGCUGUAGUCAAUGAAUAGCAUUCUCACAUAAGUGUUCCUUUUGUCCAGGUGGGAAAGGGCAGUGUGGAGUGCAACAGAGAUUGCAUCAUCUGUUGAUCUGUUUGUGCGAUAUGCAAAUUGUAGUGGGUCUAGGGUUUCUGGGAUAAUGGUGUUGAUGUGAGUCAUUACCAGCCUUUCAAUGCACUUCAUGUCUACGGACGUGAGUGCUACGGGUCUGUAGUCAUUUAGGCAGGUUGUUUUUGUGUUCUUGGGCACAGGGACUAUGGUGGUCUGCUUGAAACAUGUUGGUAUUACAGACUCAAUCAGGGACAUGUUGAAAAUGUCAGUGAAGGUACCUGCCAGAGCACACGGCCUGGUAAUCCGUCUGGCAACGCAGCCUUGUGUAUGUUGACCUGUUUAAACGUCUUACUCACGUUGGCUACGGAGAGUGUGAUCACACAGUCGUCCGGAACAGCUAAUGCUGUCAUGAUGCAUGCCUCAGUGUUGCUUGCCUCGAAGCGAGCAUAGAAGUGAUUUAGCUCGUCUUGUAGGCUCGUGUCUCUGGGCAGCUCGACUGUGCUUCCCUUUGUAGUCUGUAAUAGUUUGCAAGCACUGACACAUAAGACGAGCAUCGGAGCCGGUGUAGUAUGAUUCAAUCUUAGGCCUGUAUUGACACUUUGCCUGUUUGAUGGUUCGUCGCAGGGCAUAUCAGGAUUUCUUGUAAGUUUCCGGGUUAGAGUCCCGCACCUUGACAGCGGCAGCUCUGCCCUUUACCUCAGUGCGGAUGUUGCCUGUAAUCCAUGGCUUCUGGUUGGGGUGUGUAAGUACAGUCACUGUGGGGACGACGUCCUCGGUACAGUCACUGUGGGGACGACGUCCUCGGUACAGUCACUGUGGGGACGACGUCCUCGGUACAGUCACUAUGGGGACGACGUCCUCGGUACAGUCACUGUGGGGACGACGUCCUCGAUGCACUUAUUGAUGAAACCAGUGACUGAUGUGGUGUACUCCUCAAUGCCAUCAGAAGAAUCCCGGAACAUAUUCCAGUCUGUGCAAAACAGACCUGUAGUUUAGCAUCUGCUUCAUCUGACCACUUUUUUAUAGACUGAGUCACUGGUGCUUCCUGCUUUAAGGGCGAGGGAGAGCUUUGUACGCGUCUCUGUGUGUGGAGUACAGGUGAUCUAGAAUUUUUUUUUUCUCUCUGGUUGCAGAUUUAACAUGUUGAUGGAAAUUUGGUAGAAGUGAUUUAAGUUUCCCUGCAUUUAACCAAAUUCCAGUGGCUUCUAUUGUUUGUUUUCUUGCACAAGAGUUUGUUAAUAAUAGAUUUGUACUAAUAAUAUAUACUGAACAAAAAUAUAAACGCAACAUGCGACAAUUUCAAAGAUUUGACUGAGUUACAGUUUGCAUAAGGAAAUCAGUCAAUUUACAUAAGUAGGCCCUAAUCUAUGGAUUUCACAUGACUGGGAAUACAGAUAUGCAUCUGUUGGUCACAGGUACCUUAAAAAAAAGUAGUGGGGCGUGGAACAGAAGACCAGUCAGUAUCUGGUGUGACCAUCAUUUGCUCCAUGCAGCACACAUUUGCUGGAUAUUGGCAGGAACUGGAACAGGUUCGUACACGUCAAUCCAGAGCAUCCCAAACAUGUUCAAUGGCUGACAUGUCUGGUGAGUAUGCAGGCAAUGGAAGAACUGCCACAUGGGGCCGUGCAUUAUCAUCAGUGGCGACCUGUAAUUCAGGGCAGGUGGGGCUCUGUUUUGAGCACCAGAGUUUUUGCAAAAAUGUUUUUUUUUUAAUUGUUUUUGUUUUUUUGGGCUUGCCUGUUUUGCAUGUUAUUUUGUCAUUAAUACUUGUCACAUAUUAGUUUGCAAACAAUGUAAAAAAAAAAAAAGAUUUAUAUAAUUGAGUUAAUAAAGCUACAUACAAACAUGGUCUCUAUUUUGUUUUCCUGAGAAAGGCAGCUCCAAAAUGCAGAUGUUUCAGCCUAGCUCAGUGCUUUCUGUGGUGGUGGAGCAAGCCAGCAGAAAAUACAGAGCAUUGCACCGUGAUUGGCUCAGUGUUCUGUCACUUAUGGGGACACCACGUCACCUCCAAGUCUAAGGGUAGAGACAGAAAAUUCUAGCCUCUGGGUGCUGCCAUAGAGUUACAGUAUAAGUGCCCAUCCAAGAAGGCUCAAGGUCAUUCGCCACAGAUAAAAUGAUGUCAAAUCAUGUUUUAUGUACAGUAGCUUUGAUUGGACUGAUCAUGUCAUCAUCUUACUUUCAAAAUCUAGCAGUCAUCAAUAAUCCUUGUCAUAUGAAGAGAAAGAAUGAAGAGAAAAUAUUGAAAAAACGAUAAACAUUACACAACAAGUUGGAAAUCGCAAAUUCAACAAUGAGUGGUUUGGAGGGAUCAGUGACAGUAGCUAACUGCAAGCAUUGCAAUGUAAUCACUAGCCUGCUAUUCAGUCGAGUGGCUGUGUGGUCCCAAACCUGGGAUUAAUAACCUCUUAAGGAUCUAACCCUUUUUUUCAAUUUUCGCCUAAAAUGACAUACCCAAACCUAACUGUCUGAAGCAAGGAUAUGCAUAAUCUUGAUACCAUUUGAAAGGAAACACUUUGAAUAUCAUUUUCUAUAUCAUAUUUGAAAUGCAAGAGAAAGGCCACACAGUAUUCGUGCAGUUCAGGCACAAUGUAGAUUCUGGCCACUAGAUGGCAGCAGUAUAUGUGCAUCAUUUUAGACUGAUCCAAUGAACCAUUGCAUCACUGUUCAAAAUGUCUGCCCAAAUGUGCCUAAUUGGUUUAUUGAUACAUUUUCAAGUACAUACCUGUGCAUGCUCCUCAAACAAUAGCAUGGUAUUAUUUCACUGUAAUAGCAGGGGUGUAAAGUACUUAAGUACUUUAAGUAAAAAUACUUGAAAGUACUACUUAAGUCAUUCCUAAAGAAAAUGAUGUACUUUUUACUCCAUACACUUUCCCUGGCACCCAAAAGUACUUUUUAUAUUUUGAAUGCUUAGCAGGACAGUAAAAUGGUCUGAUUCAAACACUUAUCAAGAGAACAUCUCUGGUCAUCCCUACUGCCUCUGAUCUGGCGAACUCACUAAACAAAUGCUAUAUUUGUAAAUUAUGUCUGAGUGUUGGCGAAAGCCCCUGGCAAUGCUUAAAAAAAAUAUAUGAAAAUGGUGCCAUCUGCUUUAUUUAAUAUAAGGAAUCUGAAAUUAUUUAUACUUCUACUUUUGAUACUUAAGUGUAUUUAAAACCAAAUACUUUUAGACAUUUAUUCAAGUAUAAUUUUACUGCGGGACUUUUACUUGAGUCAUUUUCUAUUAAGGUUUUUUACUUUUACUCAAGUAUGACAAUUGGGUACUUUUAACAUCACUGUGUAAUAGCUACUGUAAAUUGGACAGUGCAGUUAGUUUAACAAGAAUUUAAGCUUUCGGCCCAUAUAAGACAUGUCUAUGUCCUGGGAAAUGUUCUUGUUACUUACAAUGUCAUGCUAAUCAUAUAUCUCCCAUGGGAGAGGACAUCGAUCCCGUAGAGGUUUUAAGGGGUUCUUUUCCCAGUUUUAAAUAAUACACUUUCAACAUUGGCCAUGCUGUCAAUGAAGCAUGAGUUGUGCCGCACUCAAAAUACUAUUAACUCAGAACUACGAAAACGUGACUUCAGUGAGUUCAAGACAACUGUGAAGUCGGGAAAAAACGAGCUCCAACUGGAAAAAUACAUUCAAAUCGGUCAUUCAACUCGGAAUUCCAAGUUGGGAACUCGGGCCUCCUCCUAGAGCUCCAAACUGAAGAUCAAUGACCUUAUUAUUCAACCAUGUGUUUUUCCGAGUUCCCAGUUGUCUUAAAAGCACCAUCAAUCCAGAGAAUGCCAGACUUUGAUGACAAAGUUUGAUGACAAAAUUUCCCCACCUUCCUGUUCAUGUGAGCACAGUACAAUAAGGUGAGUCCAAAAAUGUCUUGGAAGCUGCUGCAUAAAUGAUGUAAUAUGCCAGGGAGAUAUGUAUACUGUAGCUAAGAUGGUAAUACUAAGCGUAUGUUGUGAAGUAAGCUGUCAGUAGCCCAUGCGGCUCACCCUAAUCAUUGUGUCCCUUUUCCUCUCCUAACUUAGCCUACUGCUCUGACUUACUGGUGCAUAUGUAGCCUAUAGCCUGUUUUAGAGAAAUGUCAUCAUUGAAUAUUGAAAGAGCUUUUAUUGUCUGCUUUUAAGCCCCCUUUAUUUAUCCUACAGUUCUGACUUGGUGUACAGUGUUGAACAAGAUAAAGUAAAACUUGACUUUACUCCUCUGUUUGGUCUGAAAUACCAGGAGGUGUGAGUACAUUUGUUUCAGAGUCUUGCCAUCUCUCCACCCUCUGCUUCAACCAACUGUCUCUCUAGAACAGUGGCCGUAAUCCAACUGAAGACUGGUAUGUGGCACAUGAUGUAGAGUCUCCUUGAUGACUUAAUGUGUGUGAUGAUUCUGCUAGCCAGGUUCUCAUCACUGAUUCUAUUCUUGAAGUACUCCUCUUUCUGUGGGUCGUUGAAACUUCGUACCUCUGUCACCUGGUCCAAAUACUCAGAAGGGAUCUGAUUGGCUGAUGCAGGUCGGGAAGUUGUCCAGAGUGGAGCAGUUUCCCCUUGAUGAGCUCCCGAACAGGAAGUGGAAAUAUGAAGUGGAUAUCCUGAUUAGCUCUUCCUUCGGCCCAGUCCAGAAUGAACUUCUGCGCAGAGACUGUUUUACCAAUGCCAGCGACUCCCGUUGUCAGCACAGUUCUGAUAGGCUUGUCUUGUCCAGCUCUGUAAAGAUCUUAUUGAGAAGACUUGGGUUUCCUAGGACAGCUAUUCCUUCAAACACACACCGAAACUUCUUCUUCAGGAAGUGAAGUGUGAUCCUCUCUGGCCCUGCUCUCCUGCUUCUCAUCUUCAGCAUUCUCUCUCUGACUCAAAGCAUUCUGGGAGAUCUGGACUCAGAAUCCUCUUGAAACUCUUCAGUUCUUUCUUCACUAAAGAUAUGACAGUCUCUUCAAGUGACUGAGAAAGAGAAGUGUUUUUCUUUUCUUUUUUACAUUUAGGUGUAAUUCAUUCUGCACAAGCAACUGAAACCAACCAAUACAAAAAAAAGUUAAUUAAAAUGAUAUUUGGCCUUCUUUUCAGCGGUUUUUACAUUUAGGGAAACCCAUUGGGAAUUCAGACAAAAGAAUGUCAGUUCAAUUACAUUUUUAUGUAUGACAGCUCACCAUGAAUGUUUUAUUGUACCUUUUUUUAACUAGGCAACUCAGAACAAAUGCUUAUGUUCAAUGAUGACCUAGGAACAGUGGGUUAACUGCCUUGUUCAGGGGCUGAAUGACAGAUUUUUACCUUGUCAGCUCCAGGAUUCGAUCUUGCAACCUUUCAGUUACUAGUCCAACACUCUAACCACUAGGCUGCCUGCCGCCUCAUGAGGAAUAUCGAGUCCAGGUCUGUUGUAUGACUUUGGGAAGACUGACCACUGGAAAUAUCUGCUUCUGAUCUCUCCUGUUGGUCUCUGUAAGAAAAAGAAGUUGACUACAACUGAUCAACCAGCUUCACCCCAAAACAAUGACACAAUACUUCUUAUCCCUGUUUAGUAGAGAAGUCUCCCUCUCUGAGGUUUACUGGUUUUCCCAUAGACUCUUCACUCUUCAUCAACAGACAGCUGGGUACAGGGGAUUCUGGGCUCUUGUGUCUGUGCAUCAAAGCUGGGACCGAGUGACUGAAAACCAGCUUCUAUCUCAAGGCCAUCAGCCUGUUAAACAGCCAUCACUAACAUUGAGUGGCUGCUGCCAACAUACUGACUCAAAUCUCUAGCCACUUUAAUAAUACAACAAUUGAUGUAAUAAAUGUAUCACUAGUCACUUUAAACAAUGCCACUUUAUAUAAUGUUUGCAUACCCUACACUACACAUCUCACAUGUAUAUACUCUAUACCAUCUACUGCAUCUUGCCUAUGCUGUUCAUCCAUAUAUUUAUGUACAUAUUCUUAUUCAUUCCUUUGUUAUUGUGAAAUUGUUAGAUUACUUGUUAGAUGUUACUGCACGGUCGGAACUAGAAGCACAAGCAUUUCACUACACUCGCAUUAACAUCUGCUAACCAUAUGUAUCCAAUAAAAUUUGAUUUGAUUUGUUCUUGUUGUUCUGUAUAUGUCAUUCUGUAUUAUGUUUUGUGUGGACCCCAGGUAGAGUAUCUGCUGCUUGUGCAACAGCUACUGGGGAUAAUAAAAUACCAAGUCGCUCUUUCAGUUUUAA